Messenger RNA from Pseudozyma flocculosa PF-1, 591 nucleotides. RefSeq lists its product as uncharacterized. The transcript has 3 exons. The record is from RefSeq and is a predicted model, not a curated record. The coding region runs from base 1 to 591 and encodes 196 amino acids. NCBI's taxonomy places the organism in Eukaryota, Fungi, Basidiomycota, Ustilaginomycetes, Ustilaginales, Ustilaginaceae. Gene Ontology annotation, cellular component: nucleolus; small-subunit processome.
AUGACCAAGAUCAAGAAGAUCAAGAAGUUCGGCGAGACGAAGCGUCUCCUCUCGCCCAACGAUGCCCGACUCAAGCAGAACCAGGUCAAAGUUGCCGCCAAGAAGACGAAAAGCGCCGAUGACAAGCCUCAGGUGCGCCACAUUGACACGCCGGCGUCGUCGAUGUUCUUCGAGCACAACACGCAGCUCGGCCCUCCCUACCGCGUCCUGGUCGACACCAACUUUAUCAACUUCAGCCUGCAAAACAAGAUCGAGCUCGUCCAAGGCAUGAUGGAUUGCCUUUUUGCCAAGAGCAUCCCGUGCAUCUCGACCUGCGUCCUCUCCGAGAUCGAGAAGCUGGGACCCAAGUACCGCAUGGCGUUGCGCGUGGCGCGGGAUCCGCGCUUCGAGCGCCUCGAGUGCUCGCACAAGGGAACUUACGCCGACGACUGCAUCAUCGAACGCAUACAAGCGCACAAGUGCUACAUCGUCGCCACCUGCGACCGCGAGCUGCGACGCAGGGUCAGAAAGGUGCCCGGCAUCCCGCUCAUGUACAUCGCCAAGCACCAGUACCGCAUCGAGAGGCUGCCCGACCAGGGCAUGGCCAACUAG